AGUAGGAGGAGGAACUUCAGGUCGCUCAUUUAUUGAACGUUUCUUCACAUUAGUGCGCACUCGAGCGCGCCACACACGCAGCGAGCGAGACGCACGCGGCAGAGCUCGAGAACGCAGCGCGCGCAGCCGGAUCGUUCCAAAAUUUGAAAAUUCGAAUGUAACAGCGGCGGCGGGAUGCGACAUUAUAUCCGUCCGUCGGCGCUUUGAUCAAGGCACAUUUCGCGGGAUGGAGAGGAAACUUUGCUGAACUUACAGCUGAUUUUUCAUUAGCUUUGCUUCAGACAUGGAGAGCUGACAGCUGAGCGCGUGCAAGCGGAAGUACGACGACAGACAGCCGCAGGAGCAACUAGAUCUACACACCGGGCUACGAUUUCAGGCCAUAGCAGCUGUCCUCAGUCAUGGCUGCUUACGGACAGACGCAGUACAGCCCCGCGCUACAGCCGGCCGGUCCAUACACACCGUACACACAUCACACGCAGGGCUACAGCAUGACGUCCUACAAUAUUAAAACAGAGGACGGCCUGAGCCAUUCACCAGGACAGAGCAGUUUGCUGGGAUACUCGUCUAACUUCAGCGGCACUCCACCCGCUCAGACGCUCUACAGUUACUCCACACACGGCGGCAGCAUUUCUUCUGGAAUUUUCCAGGGUGCUAACAGCAUCGCGGGCUCGACGCCGUUCAGUCCUGCGCAGCAGGACUUCUCCACGUAUUCUAGCUACAGCCAAAGCCAAUAUUCACCGUACUACAACACGCACUACAACAGCCCGUACAUCACAACCAGCAACAUCACGCCCUCGGCCAUCACCACGGCGAUACCCUAUCAGCACACGGAGCAUCCCGCUGUAUCGACCAAUCACAGUCCGGAAUCACACACGGCAGAGUACCACGCUCCCACGAGUCCUCCGACUCCAGGAAAGGAGCAGGAAGGCGCUCCAGCGAGACGCAGCUCAGAUGGGAAGCUGAGAGGCAGGAAGAGGGCCAAUGACCCCGUCCCCCCUCUGGACUCUGACAUUGAGAGAGUGUUUAUUUGGGACCUGGAUGAGACCAUCAUCAUUUUCCACUCGCUCCUGACGGGAACAUUUUCCACACGCUUCGGCAAGGACUCUGGCAAGGCUGUGUCUCUGGGCUUGUGGAUGGAGGAGAUGAUCUUCAACUUGGCCGAUUCACGUCUGUUUUUCAACGACCUGGAGGAAUGCGACCAAGUUCACAUCGAUGAUGUGGCCUCGGAUGACAACGGGCAGGACUUGAGCACGUAUAACUUUGGCACGGAUGGCUUCCAGAGCCCGGCAGGUGGAGGCACGCUCUGCCUGGGCUCAGGUGUUCACGGCGGGGUGGACUGGAUGAGGAAGCUCGCCUUCCGCUACCGCCGAGUCAAAGAGAUCUACAACACCUACAAGAACAACGUAGGAGGUUUGCUGGGCAGUCCGAAGCGGGAAGAGUGGCUUCAGCUGAGGAGGGAGAUGGAGGUCUUGACGGAUCUGUGGCUGACACAGGCGCUCAAAGCUCUCGCUCUCAUCAACUCCAGACCGAACUGCGUGAACGUGAUGGUCACCACCACGCAGCUGAUCCCAGCGCUCUCCAAAGUGCUUCUCUACGGGCUUGCAGGAGCUUUUCCCAUCGAGAACAUCUACAGCGCCACCAAAACAGGUAAAGAAAGCUGCUUUGAGCGCGUGACCCAGAGGUUCGGCCGGAGAGCUGUGUAUGUGGUGGUGGGGGAUGGAGUCGAGGAGGAGACGGUCGCCAAGAAGAAGAACAUGCCGUUCUGGAGGGUGACCUGCCGGGCCGAUCUGGAGGCGUUGAGUCACGCGCUCGAGCUGGACUACCUCUAGAGGGCGGCGUGCGUCCGCGCGCCUCGGACGUGCGCGGUCCACGGCAAUCACGUGACCCAGCCAGGACCCGCGGGACCAAUCAGCAGGGAGCAGCAAUCUUUCGCUUCAAAUCAAACGCUUUCGCCUCUUUCCCGCGCUCCACCCGAGAGGCUCAGCUCUUUCAUUCACCCGCUUUUCUUCACAGCAGCGCUGCACUGAAAGCAAAGACCCACGAGCGACUGAUUUUCUGUUCGUGCAGAAACCCGGGCGGAGCGCGACGCGUGGGUAUCCCAGAAUGCAACGCACUUGACUUCGUACAGCUCAAGCUCCGGACUGCCGAAAAAUGAAAAAAAAAAAAAAAUCACGCAGAAACUGGAUUCAGAAUAACUAUUUUUUAUUUCUGAGAUGAAACUAGAAGUCAUGUGAUGCAGCAAACUACUGUUUAUCAUAAUGCAUAAUGUGUGCUGUUUUUUUUAUAUAUAUAUAUUAAGCACAGUAUACCGCGUGCAGGUGUGCAGUAUGCUGUAAUGUUAUUUUACAUAGUCUUUUCUGAAACAACUCGUGUUGAGGAUUGAAAGGGGGUAAAACUGAUUUUAGCAUUAUAUAUAUAUAUAUAUAUAUAUAUAUAUAUAUAUAUAUAUAUAUAUAUAUAUAUAUAUAUAUAUAUAUAUUCCCAUGCAUUUCAAAAAAAAACCAAAUUCGUCCUUUUAGAGAUAUGAUAAAAUGCCAUGCUAUCUGAUAAUUCCUCUUGCGAUCAGGCUGACGUUUAUUGCGCCACACGUAAAAAUAACACUAAUUGUUAACUGAAUCAAAAUGCAUUAAAAUGAAGACAUUGUACUAAAACUAACCCCUCGCUUUUCGAGCGAUCGUUUAAUGCAGACCCUUGAAAUGAUUUCAAAGCAAACUAACACGUAAAAUUAGGCACUAAACGACACGAUUAACUUAUGAACGUCGGCGUCCUGCGAGUCUCUGGUGUUCGUGUGCUCUGUUACUGAUGUAUAUUUGUUACUUUGCUGAAGUUGGUGUACUGUAUACUGUACUGUAUGCUCCGCUCCGACCUGCAUGUGCUCUUCACGACCGCUUCUGUUCGCUAUGAUUUGUAUAUAAGGUUGUAUUGUUGAUUUAUUUCUGGGCUUAUUAUGAUAGAAUAAAGAUAAAUUAAUUCCA
Puntigrus tetrazona (Sumatra barb) is the source of this 2975-nucleotide messenger RNA. It is a transcript of the gene eya2, whose product is annotated as EYA transcriptional coactivator and phosphatase 2. Bases 399 to 1829 code for a protein of 476 amino acids. Gene Ontology annotation, biological process: positive regulation of DNA repair; cell differentiation; multicellular organism development. The transcript is spliced from 16 exons. Gene Ontology annotation, molecular function: protein tyrosine phosphatase activity. Gene Ontology annotation, cellular component: nucleus. The record is from RefSeq and is a predicted model, not a curated record. NCBI's taxonomy places the organism in Eukaryota, Metazoa, Chordata, Actinopteri, Cypriniformes, Cyprinidae.